Trypanosoma brucei brucei TREU927 is the source of this 963-nucleotide messenger RNA. RefSeq lists its product as hypothetical. NCBI's taxonomy places the organism in Eukaryota, Euglenozoa, Kinetoplastea, Trypanosomatida, Trypanosomatidae. The record is from RefSeq and is a predicted model, not a curated record. The transcript has a single exon. Bases 1 to 963 code for a protein of 320 amino acids.
AUGAAUCGUACGGGUGGGUCGGUAUAUGCACAUGCGCUAUCGCAGUUUGCUGUUUGCAGACAGCCAUGGAAUGAAUAUAUUGGCCUUCUCACAAAGCAGGACUCUACACCUUACCACACAGAACCGCAAGAAAAACCAGCAUACAGGGGUCGCAAGCAAGGGCGGGAGGGAUGGCUUUUUGGGCAGCAGGUGCAACUGCACUAUCACCGCUUUCCCGACGAACAACUCAUCACAAAUCUCUCUCGUUGGCGCACCGGUGAGACGGUAGGAGAUAUUGCCAUGCAACAGUUCCGCAAUGCACAACCAUUCGACAUUGAAGAUAAGGACCCACAAGGGGUGCAGAGACCAUCACCUGAAGUUUAUAUGAAGCUUAACUACAAGAAUCCCGCCACCAUAUCUCGUUUCUUAACUAGGACGGGUCACAUGUACCCGGCUGACAUUCUUCCACUCAACCCUGAGGCUGUAGUAAAGCUUCGCGUAGCGAAGGCGCAGGCCAUUCGCAUUGGCCUCUACCCACGCUUUGGAAACCCUUUCUGGUUUCGCUCGCAAAAAUUCAGACCGAAGGCGUACCAGGAGAAUUAUGACCCGACGACGUACUCCACAAAGCGCACCGUUGAACAUUUUGCGUAUAACUGGGUCCAAACCGACCGCAUACGGCGCUAUUUUAGGGAACUUGAGGCUGUGCACACGAGCGGUUCUGCCAGUGCCCGUGGCAGUGGUGGUGGCACAACGGCAGAGCACAAGCAGCAGGAUCAGUUUUACUCGCCCGAGAAUCAACCGAUUUCUCUGCAUCGGAAUAAUAUAUCGUACAUGGAGGAUGUUGGGCGCUCAGUGAAGAAUCCAACCGUACCGGGACUCAUGUCGACAAAAGGUAUGAAGAAGAAGUUCCACAAUCUGUAUUCCUCAACAUCGACGAAGCGCAUGGGUUUCUCGAACCCGACACUGGGUAUCAAGAAGGUGUAA